CGCAAGAAUAUUCUUGCGUGAGUUCUCACAAGUAGGAGGUGGGUACAACUUUAACUUAAGUAUUUGAUAGCUCUUGUACCACCAGAUACGUUUAUGUAUAUGUUUACGUUCGAAGAACGACGUCAGCUUCAUCACAACCAGCACAAAUUACGUCCAUCCGGCUCCUUCUCGCCAACAAGGGAAAAUCGGAACAGAGACUGCAAACCAAACUGGUACGACGGUUGCUCGUGUUGAAGAGCACAACCUAUCGGCACUGACGAAGGAGUAGAUCCGAGGACCAGGUGAGGAACGAAGUAGAAGUCCGGAGCAAGACCUGUUGGGUCGUCAUCCCCCUGCCUUUAAUCAGCGAUGUGUCGACGAGAAUGUGGAUGAGAAAAAAGUGUGCGUUGAUGCACAGCAGCGCCAGGCUGUGGUGCGGAAUUCUCCUGUUAUUCGCAUCUACCCGCAGCUAUGCCGUGGAGCGGCGCAUGUAUUGUUUUAUUUUUUUGUGAUUGUGAUGCUGUAGCUGUAAAUAUUCUGUAUAGCCAUAUCUUCUAGUCGCUGUCGGACAUGUCUGCACAUGCGUAAACAUCGAACGACACAGCGGAUUUUUCUAUAUGCAAGCGCAAUAUCAAAACAGAAAACGGGGGAACCUCCGGGGAGCGGGUAGGAACAACCGGCAGAUACCAGCAGACGAUGAGCCUGCUGCUGCUCUUACUGGUACUACAAAAACCUCCGGCGACACGACCAGUAGCUCCAGCUCCUUCAGUGCGGCUUCCGCAGGAGUGACGAGCCGGCUCAACCAACUACGAAACAGCAUAUUCGGCGGAAGCACAAGUUCUUCUAGUGGAAAUACGGACGGGAUAGAGGCCCAACACGAGGAAGGUGUCGCAGGAACAACAAAUCCGACCUUGUUACCCGCGACUUCAGCAGGAGAUGAAUCCAGUAAUCUACCCAGCAGCCGUGCUACGGGCGAAGAAAUGGUGUCGUCCACACGACCAGGCGGGACGACCUCCGCAAGCAGUAGUUCUUUUCUCCAAGUCGAGAAUGACGUCGGUAGUAACUCCCCGAGUUCGUUUCUGGAAGUGAAAAAAGUGAAGGUGAAGAAGAAGAAACGGCGCCGAACAGCUGGUGGUGUCGUUGCCUCGUCUCGUAGUGGUCCAGGAGGGGACGACGAGCAAAUUUUACCAGGCGAAGGUGAAGAGCGAGGGGAAACUACACAGGAUGCAAAACCCGACGCGACUUCUAGUGCUGGUGCUGCAGACGCAAUGAAAGAAGACGCAACAACUGACACUGCUGAGAGCAGCAGUGCGGGCUCCAAGAAGGGAGUAAGCGAAGAUGUCGACUUUGUCGUCGACGACAGAGAAGAUGCUGAGGAGCAGAAGGGGAAAACAUCGAUAAUCUCCGGAACGUCAACAUCCUUUUCAAAGCCUGCUUCCGCAUUGCAAGUGAGUGCAACUACUAGUACUGCAACUGCGGAGAGAACUUUGGCGGAUCUUCACGCAUCAAAACACGCACCUGCUCGUGGCACAGCUGGCAGACUGGGACUGGACCAAGCGGAAAGCAGAACCUUCGGGGAAGAAGAACUAGAAAAUGAAGACGGUUCUUCCGAUUUAGAGAAUGAAGGAGUCGACGACGAGCUACUGUCUGAAGAGGAUGAGGAUGAAGAAGACCUUCAGAGUGAGGGCGAAAUGAGUGCGCGAAGAACUUCAAGCAGAAGUAGCACGACUGCACGGGGGAGCAACAGUGGACGAGACUCGUCAACAUCGAGUGUCGGCGCAGGCAGUACAUUUCCCGCAGCGUCGUCCUUCGCGAGUCUCCCCAACGUGCCCGCGAUUUCGGCGUUGCUGCAGCUCGGAGAAGCUUUGGCCAGCGUCUUCCCGGCCAGGAGUGUGAACGAGCGGGGGCGAGACAAGACUGACCACGUUGAUGCAGCUUCUUCACCUCCUACUCCAUCUCGUCGUUCUGGGCCGCUGCAGAUUUUACACGCCCAGCACAGCAAGAAGAAUAACAGUAAUCUUCCCAACAACAAACGGAUGCGAAGUCCUUCAUCAGCUUCUUCGAGUGAGACGGCUACAGAAGACGAGCUCCUGCAGCAGGAAGAAAAUGAAGAAAAAGACGAGGAUGUGGUCCAGCCCCCGGUGAACGCUUUCACCGAACUGGGGACGACUUUUGGGCACGGCCAAGGCCAACUCGGAAGGGAAGAAGAAAUACAGGAGAAUCACGUGUCUGGUCCCUCCAAAAGAAGCCGCCUAAAACGCCGCGAUGAAAGUGUGAUGGGCAACGCCGCGAAAGACGAGAUACUCGCAGUCGAGCAAGCGGCUACGCGACGUAAGUUGGCCCAAGGUGCUAGUGGAAUCAGCAGCGCGCGAGAGGAGGAACUGCAGAAAAAACGACGAGCAGCGCGUCGUAAACGGCAACAGAGAAGAAAAAAGCGCGCCAAGGAACAGCUGGCGAAACGACAGAAAGAGCAGGAGGAGGCAUCGAAAGUCCUUAAAGCGGAGCAGGCAAAGGCGGAGCGGGAGCAUAUCAAAAUGUUAAAAAAUAAUCCCCCUGCCUCAUACUCAAAGUGCCACCUCUGUACCCCUCAUUUGUUUACACAAGUACUCGAGUUUCCAUGAUGCUAGAAGGUGGGAACAAGAGAUGCGGACUGGCACGGGAAAGCGUUGCGUCCCCGGUAUCUAUGACAGGAACCAGCUCCUUGCCUAGAAUAGCGUAGCAAAUUACCUGCCAGCCAGACUAGAAAUGUAUGUCUCACUUUGCAGCUUUCUGGCAACACUUACACUACUCAACAUGUGCGCACACUCAAAAAAAAAUCAGGCAUCGCAUGGAGUCUUCUUUUGAAAAAUAUGCGGGGGGAUAAUUUUUCCCCACAAGAAUAGAGCAGGGCGGCGAGGGCGAGGAAGAGGGUGCAGCGGGAGACGGGGAGGAGGAACCAGCUGAAGUAGAGGAAGCCGAACCUUCGCCAGCAGAGAAACCAGCGAAAACAAAAAGUGGGCCUGCGCCUACGACGGAGGGGGCGGACGAGGAGGAGGAGCAACCGCCGGCAGCAAAGUCGUAUGGAACGGAAGUGAGUGAUCUUCGGGACGGCUGCUGCUAGCCUGUUUGAGGAAAAGUUCAUUGGUAUCAUCCGAGUGUACCAUGAUGAUGUGGAGCGUUUGUCAUGCAAAAAGCACACCAAGCAGAAGGUAAAAGAAUAGAAACAUACACAUAACGAUAUCGCAAGCGCGCAAAUGCAAGUCCAUGCUGCUGCUCUGGAGUGGUUGUAUGUACGUCGCGUUUUGCAUCACAAAACGACGCCACGCGGAGGCAAAUCCGCCUUAAGAAGAUGGAGCUGAUUGUGAGGGGGCUAGUAGCAGACGACCCGAGAGUCACUAACUUUAAUUUCGGUCUAUAAGCCAAAGCCCAAACCAAAAGCAGAACCAGAAGAAGAAGACGGGGCGGAAUAAAAAGAAUGACUACAGGAAGAUCUUCACUACUUACAAUCAGAACGCGUAAAUCUACCGAAUAAACCAAUAUUGAAAUCAACGGAGUUAAAUUUACUUACACUACUAACUUGUCGCAAUUUACAGACUCACCGAAAAACAACCAUUAUUUAAAUUUUUCUGUACUUUUACUUACCGCACAGCUUUUCGUUCUUACUUUUACACUUAACAGUUUCUGUUCCGAGCCGUCAGGCAAAAUAUCGUUACUUUUCAAUCAGUUAUGUAACAGCACCAAUCUCGUCGUCGUCCCGUUGACAGCCACAAUAAAUGUAUCGAACCUAGACCAGGAUAUCGCGCUUGAAAAACCCUACUGAGUGCUGUACAUAUGUGAGUAUGAAGAUAAAAUAGAAAAAAAGCCCGGAGCAAAAGUAUGUACAAUAGUGGCUUCGCAUUCGGACUCGGUGCUUCAGGUGCAAGAAGUGGAGUCCAAAUAUGAAAUCGACGACGAUCUUCACAGGCUGUAAUAGUAAUGCCGGAUGCCCUCUUCCCCUUGUCCUUCUCCUUUCGGUGGCGCUUUACUUCUGAUGAAGAAUGACGUAAUUGAUUUCAUCUGUAGAAGUUGCCGAGUAGGAUGUAAUAAAGAAGAUUUCGUUUUCACUGUAGAAAUUUUGAUGUAUACAGAUAUGUUGUAACAGUGAGUAUGGGCUUCCUCAGCUUAAUCAUAGAGAAGGGAUUAGCAAGGGAAGUAGACCUGUACAACUAGAACUGAAGAUGAAAGUUCUUAUGCUUUUCAUACUUCGCAGCGGAAAUAAAAGAAAAAGCCUUUUACUUUUCCCAUA
Messenger RNA from Amoebophrya sp. A120, 4243 nucleotides. The record is from the annotation of a GenBank genome assembly. NCBI's taxonomy places the organism in Eukaryota, Dinophyceae, Syndiniales, Amoebophryaceae.